Molecule: messenger RNA, 3324 nt
Organism: Glycine soja
Lineage: Eukaryota; Viridiplantae; Streptophyta; Magnoliopsida; Fabales; Fabaceae
Product: G-type lectin S-receptor-like serine/threonine-protein kinase At4g27290
Exons: 7
Coding region: 579-3080 (833 amino acids)
Biological process (GO): protein phosphorylation; recognition of pollen
Molecular function (GO): ATP binding; protein serine/threonine kinase activity
Source: RefSeq, a predicted model, not a curated record
UUUGCUUAAGCAAUGUUUCAAAGGAAACCACCCUAGCAAAUUGUUCUUUCCCACUCUCACUAUGCCCACCUAAAACUAUUUCUUUCUACUUUUCUUCUCUCCAAUCACGUGUCCACGAGUGUUCCACGUUGUUUCUUAAGGAAACUGCACCCCAGUCCGUUAAGUCUCCUAUUUACUACUUCUAUAAUUGUCACAACCACCCCCAACAUGCCCCCGCUGUGUGAUUUAUAACAAGUAACGUAUAAUAUUAUUCUGUCCACAACCAACCUCACAAGUUGCAUUUAUUUGUUACUAAAUGAAUGCUUUUCACUGAUUUGUUUACCCGUAAAACAUCAUGGUCAUUCUUGUGUUCACACUUCACACAAUCCAGUUUUUUUUUUUGAAGUGAUAGAAUGGUGACACCCCACUACUAGACAAGGGGUCAAUAACAUGUUGGGAUUGUAAGCAGAGACUCACCCAGAACAUCGCUGCAAAGACCUAAGCAAUUUACAAUCCAGGUUGUUUUUGCCUUUGGUAUAUCAUGAAUCACCAUAUAUGUAUGUAGCUGAAGUACCAUAGUUCUCUUGAAAAGUUACAACAUGAAGAACCAUAUUAUGCCUUUUAUGAGAAUUAUUUUCCUUUGUUAUCACAUACUUGUCUAUCUUUCUGGAAUUUCCUUGGCACUUGACUCAAUUUCUCAAGACCUGUCCCUAAGUGAUGAUGGUAAAAACACCACCUUGGUUUCUAAAGAUGGAACCUUUGAACUUGGAUUUUUCACCCCAGGGAACUCCCAGAAACGUUACCUGGGAAUUUGGUACAGGAAAAUCCCUAUUCAAACUGUGGUUUGGGUUGCAAACAGGCUCAAUCCAAUCAAUGAUUCAUCUGGCAUCUUGAGAAUGAACCCAAGCACUGGGACCCUUGUCCUCACACAUAAUGGCACUGUUAUUUGGUCUACAGCAUCUAUAAGAAGACCAGAGAGUCCAGUGGCACUUCUCUUAAAUUCUGGCAAUCUUGUGAUAAGAGAUGAGAAAGAUGCAAACAGCGAGGACUAUUUGUGGGAGAGCUUUAACUACCCUACUGAUACUUUCUUACCUGAGAUGAAGUUUGGUUGGGACUUGAGAACUGGUCUUAAUAGGAAGCUAAUAGCUUGGAAGAGUCCUGAUGAUCCAUCUCCUAGUGACUUCUCUUUUGGUAUGGUGCUCAAUAACUACCCUGAAGCAUACAUGAUGAAGGGUGAUCAAAAGUUCUACCGAAGUGGACCAUGGAAUGGCUUGCAUUCAAGUGGUUCACCACAAGUUAAGGCCAACCCCAUUUAUGACUUCAAGUUUGUUUCCAACAAGGAUGAACUUUACUACACAUACAGCCUUAAGAACUCGUCUAUGAUCUCAAGGUUGGUGCUAAAUGCAACAAGCUACGUUCGUAAGCGGUAUGUGUGGAUUGAAUCAAAGCAAAGAUGGGAGGUGUACACUUCAGUGCCACUGGACUUAUGUGACAGCUAUUCCCUUUGUGGAGCUAAUGCAAAUUGUGUAAUUUCAGAUUCACCAGUGUGCCAAUGUUUGCAAGGGUUCAAGCCUAAGUUACCUGAAGCAUGGAGCUCAAUGGAUUGGUCUCAUGGAUGCAUCCGCAAUAAGGAAUUAAGCUGUGAGAACAAGAACAAGGAUGGAUUUAACAAAUUGACUUUGCUGAAAACGCCUGACACUACACAUAGUUGGCUGGAUCAGACCAUUGGGUUAGAGGAAUGCAAAGCCAAGUGCUUGGAUAACUGUUCUUGUAUGGCUUACGCGAAUUCUGAUAUCAGUGGACAAGGAAGUGGCUGUGCUAUGUGGUUUGGUGAUCUAAUUGAUAUUAGACAGUUCGCAGCUGGAGGCCAGGAUGUAUAUGUUCGAAUUGAUGCUUCAGAAUUAGAACACGCCAAUGAGGGCCACAAGAAGGGUGGAGUCCUAGUGGCAGUAACAGUUACUUUGGCCUUGGCUGCAGUUGCUGGAAUACUAAUAAUACUUGGUUGGUGUUAUAGAAAGAAAUCACGUUGCAGUGUCAAAGAGAGAUCAGACUUCAGUAUCAAAUCAAAUCAAAACAGUGGAAUGCAAGUGGAUGAUAUGGACCUACCAGUUUUUGACUUGUCAACAAUAGCUAAGGCCACUAGCAACUUCACAGUCAAGAACAAAAUUGGAGAAGGUGGUUUUGGACCUGUAUACAGGGGAAGUCUAACAGAUGGGCAAGAAAUUGCUGUGAAGAGGCUUUCAGCAAGCUCAGGACAAGGAUUGACCGAAUUCAAGAACGAAGUAAAAUUGAUUGCAAAACUUCAACACCGCAAUCUUGUAAAGCUUCUUGGAUGUUGCCUUGAAGGAGAGGAAAAAAUGUUGGUUUAUGAGUACAUGCUUAAUGGUAGCUUGGACUCAUUUAUUUUUGAUGAGCAAAGAAGUGGAUCACUGGACUGGUCAAAGCGCUUCAACAUUAUAUGUGGAAUUGCCAAGGGCCUUCUCUAUCUUCAUCAGGAUUCUAGACUAAGGAUUAUCCACAGAGAUCUCAAAGCAAGUAAUGUUUUACUUGACAGUGAGUUGAACCCCAAAAUUUCUGAUUUUGGCAUGGCUAGAAUUUUUGGUGUAGAUCAGCAAGAAGGAAACACAAAGAGAAUAGUUGGGACAUACGGUUACAUGGCACCAGAAUAUGCAACUGAUGGGCUAUUUUCAGUGAAAUCUGAUGUUUUCAGCUUUGGAGUUUUACUGCUGGAGAUUAUAUCAGGAAAAAGAAGUAGAGGAUAUUACAAUCAGAACCACAGCCAGAAUCUCAUUGGCCAUGCAUGGAAACUAUGGAAAGAAGGAAGACCACUAGAACUGAUAGAUAAAAGCAUAGAAGACUCGAGUUCUCUAUCGCAAAUGUUGCAUUGCAUUCAUGUUAGUCUCUUGUGUGUUCAACAGAAUCCAGAGGAUAGGCCUGGAAUGUCUAGUGUGCUCCUAAUGUUAGUGAGUGAGCUUGAAUUGCCUGAGCCAAAACAGCCAGGAUUCUUUGGAAAAUAUUCAGGUGAAGCAGACUCCUCCACAAGUAAGCAGCAACUAAGUUCCACAAAUGAAAUAACCAUUACCUUAUUAGAAGCGCGUUGAUACAUUCUUUGCUAGUCACAUUCAUCAUCUACUUUGUAUAGACGCAUUAUAUUGUGUUAGACUCAAGGUCAAGGACUAUAUUCUCUCACUCUUUCUUCCUUCUGUGUGAAGUUGUGAUUAAGCAUACUGAUGUUGAAACAGAACACUCAAAACAUGGUAGCGCGUGAAGAACUGCAAAUAUUAUAUCACAAAAAAAAGAAUAAAUUGGCCUCAAAAGUAACCAAUAAAUCAAAUUUGUGGUUUC